Microsporum canis CBS 113480 is the source of this 2085-nucleotide messenger RNA. RefSeq lists its product as hypothetical. Bases 1 to 2085 code for a protein of 694 amino acids. Lineage: Eukaryota; Fungi; Ascomycota; Eurotiomycetes; Onygenales; Arthrodermataceae. The record is from RefSeq and is a predicted model, not a curated record. The transcript is spliced from 2 exons.
AUGGCAUCUGAUCCCCUUCACGAUCUGGAUAACGUCUUUGAUGACCAUCCAUCUCUCGAUGCCUCACUUGAAGACUUUGAAGAACAGUACGCGCAUAGGUCUCCGUUCUUCGGCCUCCCGUCGCAACAUUCUGGUUUCCGCUCGGGUAUUUCAGAGUCACCGUCCGAGCAAGAUGGAAACAUCUCUCGAUCGAGCAGUCCGUGGUCUCCGCCCGGGCUACGAGCGACAUUCAUCAAGCCAGAUUAUCAGCAGCAUCAGACGCCCAAACAGCAGCAAUCUCUGGGCUACCAUCCAGCCAUGAUGGCUGGCGCAGCAUGGUACAGGCAACAACCGUACAUGCGCAACCAGCCAGACUUUAGACCAGAACACUUACAGCCGCAUAGUCCAGGCACGAGGUCGAGGGAGGUUAGUCCGCAGUAUGAGGAUGCGCCUGAGAAGCCGACGCCAACGACAACUGCAACAGUAACGCUGAAGGAGGAAACAAGUGAGUUGAUACUACCAGCAGCCGUGCCGCUACCCCCCAAUGCGACAGAUUCGCCCAUAAAAGGCCGCUCGCCGAGCCCAUCUCCAGAAACGAAAGCAGGAGCAGAGAAAGCUGCUUCAGAUGAAAAGAAUAAAGGUGAUAAAACUAAUUCCAAGCCAGUCUCUGGCUCGACCGAGAAAGAGCCUGAGUCAAUUACGAACUUCCGAGCUGAAGUCCAACAUCGCGAACCAUUUGUCGCAUUCUUCAACUAUAUGGGCGCAAAGUUCGAUUCCAUGACCCAAACCAGAUCGUCGACAUUACUAUCAGUCGCCGUUGCUCUGAUAUCACUAACAUUUAUGCGGGCGCUUUUCCUACCACCGCCCAUACCGCCGGUUCCUGACCUCGUGAAACUAUCAAGCUUCACGCGCUCAUUUGAGCCAUUGAUUUACUAUUCGGAAAACGGCGUGCAGCAGAUUGGUACGCUGCAAGAGACUGGAGUUGCUGUGUGGGAUCUUGCAGAGUCGGUGCGAGGAACGAACAUGACCAGUGCGCCGAUCAUAGUUAGAGAGCUGGACGAGCUAUCUCAAUCGCUGAAUUCGCUCUCCCUAGAGCUAACGAGGUUCUUCGCAAAUGUCGACGCAGAUAUCGACUCGAUAUUGAUUGUCAUGGAAUGGGCACGGAGGGAACUAGAAGCCCUAUCAUCUCAACCUCCCAAUACCCUUUCGUCCAUCUUCUUCGACAACUUCCACAGCAUGCUCUCUCGUCUAGGUGUGCUAGAAACAAUUCCCACUACGAUAUCCGCCAACAUCAGCAACGGGAUGAACAACGAAACCAGCGCUGACAUGCCCGUUGCCCCCGUGCCCACUCGCCUAGGAGCCUUCAUCACCACCAUAUUCGGCCGCACUCGCUCCCAACGCACCCAGUUAACGCUAACCCAUGCCUUCACCGAGCUACUCUCUGUGCUAGAAGAGAGCAUAAACAACGAACUAACCCACUCGACCUCCCUCUUCACACUCUUCGAGUCGAUAGACCGACAAUUCCUCAACCUUCAGCGCACGGUGGUCCGGGAAUCCAACGCCCAAGAACGCGCAGAAGGCGAACUGCUUUCUUCCCUCUGGACUCGAGUCCUAGGCUCUAACGCCAUGGCUCUACGCAAAUACGAAAAGAACCGCCGCCUGCUUUCCAGCGUCAGACAGCGCACCGUAGCUAACAAGCAUCUCCUCAUGGACCAUAGAGGCAGAUUACUUGCUCUAAAGGCGAACCUGGAAGCUCUACGACGCAAGCUUGUCAGUCCCUUGCUCCGUGGCGGGAACAGCUCAUCUGGUCUGGCGAUGGGUAUAGGCCCGUUGGUCGGUAUAAGUACUACAUCUGCACAUGGGGGCGGUGGAUCCGAAGAUGCGAUGGGAGCCGAGAAUGCAAUGGAGAUGAUUAUUCAUGGACAGAUAAGGGGGUUAGACGGGGCGCAUGAAUACCUCAAGGAUGUGAGGGAUAAGCAGAAGGCGAAGUUGAUGGAGAUGGUUUUUGGAGCGGGCAAUCGGCGUGGCGGUAGCGUCUUAGUUGAUGGCGAUGAGGAGGGAGAAAAUGAGGGCAAACCGGAACUGGAGGAGAUUGAAGAGAAAUAA